UUUAACUUUAAUACCAAUUUAAUUUUCUUAAUUUAGAAAAAAAUGUCGAGGAAGAGAAAGUACAGUGAAGAUGACGACGAAGACGAUACCUUUUACUACCGAUACUCCUCCGCACCAUCACCGGCGCCGUCGUCGUCUUCCGUCACAUCCAAAAACGUUUCCAUUUCAAAAUCCUCUCACGGCGGCGGCGGCGGAAUCAGCGGCAGCGGUGGACUAGCUCCAUCAAAAUCAACAGUUUACGUGAGUAAUCUCGAUUAUACCUUGACAAAUUCCGAUCUCCAUACAAUCUUCUCCAAUUUCGGCAAGGUUGCAAAGGUAACUGUAGUUAAAGAUCGGGUUACUCGAAAGAGCCGUGGGGUAGCAUUCAUCCUUUUCAUUUCUAGAGAAGAUGCGAUUAAAGCUGUGAAAGGAAUUGAUAAAAAAUUACUGAAUGGACGAACCCUAACUGCGUCAAUUGCUUCUGAUAAUGGCCGUGCAGCUGAAUUUAUUAGGAAGAAGGUUUAUAAGGAUAAAAGUAGGUGUUAUGAGUGUGGGGAAGAAGGGCAUUUAUCGUAUGAGUGUCCGAAGAAUCUGUUUGGGCCAAGGGAAAGGCCUGAGCCACCAAAGAAAGGGCGGAGGGGUGGUGGAGGAGGAAAGAGGGGUGAUGAGGGUAGGGGUGGGGAGUGGGAGGAUGACGAGGAGGAGGAGGACGAGGCGGAUGAUGAAGGAGGAGCGCGUUUUGCUGACGAUAAUUGGGCUUCUGUAGUGGAUAGAGGAGCAGAGGAGAGGUUAUUGAAAGGAGAUAACGACGAAUUCAAGAAGGAAGCAAGGAAGGAGAAGAGAAAAGGUUAUUUUAGUGAUGAGAGUGAUGAGGAGGAUUGACAGCUCUUUUGAUGAAAAAUUCGAGCUUUUAAGCUUGUUUUCGAAGUUGAGGAAUGGUUUUCGAUGGUGUUAAGUGAAGGUAUUUCGAAAAAUUUCAAUCCUUCUAUAGUCUUUUGGUAAUUGUUGAGUGUUAUUUGAUCUCGAUUAUAAAUAUCAAUAUGAUGUUGCAUAUCAAUGAUUGUGGAACGAGAUAGUAGUAUGUGUAGAAAUAUAAAACUUAUAUAGCUUUAAGUUUGUGUCUUGUUGACAAAAUGCUGUUCUUGGUAAAAGUUUCAUUUUAUGAACAAUGUGGUUCUUUUGUUAGUUUUGUUUUCCUCUUCCAUUGGAGUUUGAGUUAUGUUAUAUAUAUGUUUAACUA
This is a messenger RNA of Solanum lycopersicum (tomato), 1219 nucleotides long. RefSeq names its product U11/U12 small nuclear ribonucleoprotein 31 kDa protein. The record is from RefSeq and is a predicted model, not a curated record. Gene Ontology annotation, biological process: mRNA splicing, via spliceosome. Gene Ontology annotation, molecular function: RNA binding; zinc ion binding. Lineage: Eukaryota; Viridiplantae; Streptophyta; Magnoliopsida; Solanales; Solanaceae. Gene Ontology annotation, cellular component: U12-type spliceosomal complex.